Molecule: messenger RNA, 2442 nt
Organism: Alternaria rosae
Lineage: Eukaryota; Fungi; Ascomycota; Dothideomycetes; Pleosporales; Pleosporaceae
Product: GMC oxidoreductase
Exons: 4
Coding region: 445-2259 (604 amino acids)
Biological process (GO): secondary metabolite biosynthetic process
Molecular function (GO): oxidoreductase activity, acting on CH-OH group of donors; flavin adenine dinucleotide binding
Source: RefSeq, a predicted model, not a curated record
CUCCAAUAAACUAUAUUCUGUGGCUUUGAGCUACGAUUACAUAAAAAGCAUUCUCACGCUGGCUGAGUGUUCGUGAAAUAGAAGCCAAUGUUUCAUAGGCAGAUGCAGCCGAGCGAUGAACCUGGAUAAAAAAGCUUGGCGGGUAAUCUUCCGUUCAAAGUGGCUAGGUAUCCUUACUCUAGACCUACUUGAGCUCAGCCUUUUAUUGCGCCAUGCUCUCCAGACCAGGCCUGGGGGUGUUGUAGUUCGUAACUUUUCCAACUUAACGUGAUGUCCAAGAUCGCAGAAAAGCCAUAGUCUGUGAUUGAGCCCGGCAUUCGGAUAUCACUAGCAAUGCCCAGGACUUGGAUGGAGCAGAAGCGUGUAUAUAGGAAGAAUGAUCGCCAGGUUUGAUAUGGCAUCAUCGGGAGACUGCAGCUUCUUGAUCUUCCAACGCCAGUCAUCAUGCGAACUUCACUGUCACUCGUUGCUUUGUUAACUUCCUUAGUCUCUGCUGUACCGGUUGCAGAGCACGAAAAGAGACAGAACGCAGAAUUCGACUAUGUCAUCAUCGGUGGUGGUACCGCAGGUCUUACACUUGCGAAUCGGUUGUCAGAAGACAGCACCAUGAAGGUCGCUGUAAUCGAGGCCGGUGCUCUCUACCAGGUCACGAAUCCGCUUCUAUCGUCGACUCCAGCUGGGGAUGUGUUGUGGUCAGGCUCCAGCCCAUUGGAUCAGAACCUUCUUGUAGACUGGAACUUCAUUACAGCUCCUCAAGCCGGCGCAAAUGGUAGACGAGUGAAGUACGCGCGAGGAAAAUGCCUGGGUGGAAGCUCGGCUCGAAACUUCAUGAUCUACCAGCGCGGCGAUCGCGGCUCGUACCAACGCUGGGCAGACCAAGUCGGAGACGACUCGUACACUUUCGACAACUUGAUGCCGUACUUCAAGAAGUCUGUCAAGUUUACACCACCCAAUACCAAUCUCCGUGCAAGCAACGCCUCGGCCGAAUACGUCGCGAGUGCCUUCGAUACUAGCGGUGGGCCUCUCGAUGUUUCUUACGCGAACUACGCUGGACCUUUCUCGAGCUACAUGGAGGGAGGUAUGAACGGCAUUGGUAUCCAAACCAGGCCCGACUUCAACUCCGGAGAACUCAUGGGAGCACAGUACUGUAGCUCGACGAUCACGCCCGGAAACCAGAAGCGCGCAUCGAGCCAAACAACCUUUCUUGAGGCUGCGAAGAGUCGUUCUAACCUCAAGGUAUACACUCUGACACGCGCUGAGAAGGUCAUCUUCAAUAACGAGAAGCGCGCCACUGGUGUCAAGCUACCCCUUGGAAGCAUCCUUACCGCAAAGCGAGAAGUGAUCCUUUCAGCCGGUGCUUUCCAAUCUCCCCAGCUGCUUAUGGUCUCUGGAGUCGGUCCUGCGGCACAACUCAAGAAGUUCAACAUUCCCGUUAUUGCUGAUCGUCGUGGUGUUGGUCAGAAUAUGCAAGAUCAUAUUUUCUUCGGUCCAACCUACCGCCACAAAGUCCAGACGUUCACAAAAUUAGCCAAUGAUCUUCUGUAUGUUGGCGCUCAGUUCGCAUUCGAUUACAGCGUGCAUAAGCGUGGUCCACUCACCAACCCCGUCUGCGACUUCCUAGCCUGGGAAAAGGCUCCUCGCAACCUCAUCUCGUCAGAAGCUGCGGCAGUGUUGGAUCAGUUUCCUGCUUCUUGGCCCGAGAUCGAAUACCUCUCUGCACCUGGCUAUAUUGGUGAUUUCUCCAGUCUCUUCGCAAGCCAGCCCAAGGACGGCUACCAAUACGCGUCCAUUCUCGGCGCUCUCGUUGCGCCCCUCUCGCGUGGCUCAGUGACUAUCACAAGCUCUAGCACAGCUCAGCUGCCUUCAAUCGACCCGGGCUGGUUGACUGACCCCACUGAUCAAGCCCUUGCAGUCGCUGCCUACAAGCGCAUGCGUCAAGCCUUUGCUACAGACGCCAUGAAGGCUGGUCUUGCGGAUACGAAGGAAUACUUCCCUGGACCUAAGGUUGAGACUGACGAGCAAAUCCUCAAUACCGUUCGCGACACACUGAUGACUGUGUGGCACGCGUCUUGUACGUGCAAGAUGGGGAAAAUCGAUGAUCCAGAUGCGGUGGUGGAUAGCAAGGCGAAGGUUAUCGGCGUGACCGGUCUGAGGGUGGUCGACGCCAGCUCUUUUGCACUGUUGCCUCCUGGGCAUCCACAGAGUACGAUAUACGCGUUGGCAGAGAAGAUUGCCGAUGAUAUCAAGCGCAGCCGUUAGGUCGCGCGCGCCGGGUACUAGGUGCUAGGUUGGAGAGGUUCAGCGCCAGCAGCGCCCUGGCGGAUUGGUAGCAGGUAGAUGGGGUGACCAUUAGCGAGUCCACUUUUGCCGUUAGUAGUCCAGCCCUGAUCCAACCCCAAAAAGAACACCUUCUAGACUUCUCCUUGCUUUUGUGAACACCGC